Hypoxylon fragiforme is the source of this 657-nucleotide messenger RNA. RefSeq names its product DNA replication complex GINS protein PSF1. Gene Ontology annotation, cellular component: GINS complex. The transcript has 3 exons. The record is from RefSeq and is a predicted model, not a curated record. Gene Ontology annotation, biological process: DNA strand elongation involved in mitotic DNA replication; DNA replication. NCBI's taxonomy places the organism in Eukaryota, Fungi, Ascomycota, Sordariomycetes, Xylariales, Hypoxylaceae. Bases 1 to 657 code for a protein of 218 amino acids.
AUGCAUGGGGAUUUGGGGAAUAAGCUCGUCCAACAUGCAAAAAGAACUCAGAAUUUGACGCAUCUUCCGCCAUAUCAAACUGAGUUAGUCCGAGCUGUAGCAAGGGAGGUUCGCGAUCUGGAUAAAGAUGUUGCAGAUGCCUUGGAACCCUUCCAGGGGUCUUUCAACCCAAGUGAGGAUUCAGCUACAGCAUGUACACUUCUUGUAAACCACUUAUCGAUGCGGAGGAACAAGCGUUGUCUGCUGGCCUAUCACCGAACACGGACCGACAGACUAGAAGAGCUUGUCUGGAAGGGCUACGACGUAGUCGAUCUUGCGGGACAGCAGGUUGGGGACGGCCCGGGUGGACAAGCCAAUGUGCGAGGUAUGGGAGCCGGCGACGGUGGCACGAGCAGCUUAAGCCCACAAGAGGAAGACUACGUGCGGCAGUACAGCGAUCUAUUGGCUGCCUACAAGGGACAAUGGACGGAUAUUGACCUCACGGGAAGUCUCGAGCCCCCUCGUGAUUUAUUCAUUGACGUACGGGUGCUAAAGGACGCCGGUGAGAUCCAGACUGAAUACGGCGCCAUUACACUCACCAAGAACAGCCAGUUUUAUGUUAGGCAGGGUGACGUUGAACGGCUAGUCGCCCAAGGCUAUCUUCAAAAACUUAGUUGA